This is a messenger RNA of Setaria italica (foxtail millet), 2873 nucleotides long. RefSeq lists its product as uncharacterized. The transcript is spliced from 6 exons. Gene Ontology annotation, molecular function: ubiquitin protein ligase activity. The record is from RefSeq and is a predicted model, not a curated record. Lineage: Eukaryota; Viridiplantae; Streptophyta; Magnoliopsida; Poales; Poaceae. Bases 928 to 2658 code for a protein of 576 amino acids.
CUCGCGUUUUUUUUUUGUUGUUUGCGAGGAGUAGUGUGUCUGCUUGAUUCGACGGUGGUGCCCGCGCGGCGGCCGGCGUGAUUCGGCGGAUUUGCACGUCGGUUUCUGAACGAUCGGUUUAUUAGAGUACAGUAUUAAUGUAGUAUCGCGCGUCUCGGGCUCAGAAAUGGAAGGAACUUUGGUUUCUUUUUUUUUUCUGGGCGUGGUUAUCCUGAAACGAUUCAGGAGCAGUUAGCCUGAUCCUUACACAGUAAAUACUAGAUUCUUUUGUCAGUCUUAUUGUGGGUUUCAGCCUCUGAAAUGCAAAAAGAUUGGAUUCUUCUUCUUUUUUUGGGUAAUAGUUUUCUCGAAAUAACUUAGAAGGAGUUUAACUCGCUCCUUGUAUGUAUAAGAUCCGUAUCUGCAUGGCGAUGCAGGUUUCGUUUUUCCUGAGAAUGUUUGGUACUCGUGGUAACUGGUGACUAGGUAAGUAGUGGACAAUCGGUGACGCCUGGGUUAUUGACAGUUACAACUUACAACGUUUGUCUAUCAGACAUGGGCACUUUGUUUUUCCUAUCGGGUUUCAGCGGGAAAAAAUACCAGUAUUAUUUGGUAGUGGUUGGAGUAUGUGGAUAGACGAAUGAUGUCAUCGCACUCCUCCCUCAAUGAUAAUGUCAUGAUCUGUGGAGUGUGGGCCCGAUCCCCCCUUCUUUUGGCUUAUCUGGAAAAUAUUGUCUGCACAUUAAGGUUGUCAACUCGUCAUGAAGCUUGACAAUGCUGUGGUUAUCUUUCCUCAUCCCGUAUUAGCCUCCUGCUGCUGGCCUGUCUCAAAUUCUCGCUGAUUUGGUUACACUGAUGUGGGGCCCUGUCUGUUGUUGAUCCGGAAGAUCUGCUGGACCAUAAGAUACUGCAGAACGAUACUCGUGGUGUAUAUUGCAGCCUAAUUACAUGGAGGAAUAUUCAGACAGGAGAUCCAAAACAGAAAUUGCAUUUCGUAGGAGGGGUUCCAGGCUCUCUUAUCGAAAUCAAAGUCCUGAAGAGAGGACUAAUCACAACAACGAUGGACUGGGAAGCAGCGCUAGACUCAAUCCUACGAAAGCGGGAAUUACUGAUAAUCAAGAAGGACCAAGAUAUUUGCGUGAUUCGUUUAAAUCUUCAAGCUCGAAAGUGGUGCCUGCAAGCUCCUCCAAAUUUCCACUUAGAAAGUUUGAGGAAAAGCGAAGGCAGCCUUUGUUGGCAGGGGUUGACAUUGCUCAAAGUGGCAGAAGAAAGGCUGAGGCCAAGCAGCUGGAGGGUAGUAAGAAAAUCGUUGUAGACGAUGAGAGUUCAGACACUCUGCGGACUGAAUCAGAAGGUUCUACUACUGAACAAGGUCGUUUGUUAACACCUGGUUCAGAAGGCUCUCAUUUUACUGGUCCUUCAGGUGUUUAUCGAAAUAGAUCUGAGUCCUUUGUCCAAACUGCUCCACUAAGUUCUAGGACACAUGGACAGAAAGAAAAAGAGGUGAAUUUGGGUAUUCCAGGAGCAUGUUCUUCAUAUUUUACUAAUCGGUCUACUAUGCCUAGAAAUUCCACCACUGGUGUGAGGCCAGCUUAUGGUCAUGCUAAUGGAGUACAGAGACGUGGGCUUAAAAACCCAGGUUGUACUUCAGUACCUGAUGUUCAGCCAUCAGGUUGCUCAUCCGAUUCUGUUUAUAGUAGGAGGUUUGAGUUCAUGAGAAAGAGGGCUUCUGAUCCGGAAAGCUCUUCCAGAUCAAGGAGCUUUAGUGGACCAUCUUUUUCAGGUCAUUCCCCUCCUACAGAUAUUCACGAUGCUGGUCCCAGAAUCAGAACGAAUGAACAGUCACUUUCUCAACAAAUAAUACGAAGCAGCAACAGAAACCAACAGGAAUCGGCAGUUUCAGUUAGGACAAGACGACCUUCUCAUGCCACUACACUGAGGGCUCCUGAUGAAAGAGCAGAUGGCAUGCUUUCUUUGCAUGAGUCAUCCACAAGGAAUGGGCUGUCAGCUCAGGAGCAUCUUUCAUUGGAAGAAGUCUCUGCCGAGAGUUCAAUAAGACCAUUCUUUGUGGAAUUACCUCAUGACAUUUACUCAUCUAGUCGUCAUCAUAGCUCGAAUACUCGAGCUGAAAGGGGGAGACCAAGCUCCCUUUUUGAAGAAAGUCCUCCACAAAUGUUCCAUGGUCUCAUGGGCGAGAGAAAUGAUCAUAGACGCAUAACCAUGGGAGGAAUUGCUGAGGUUUUACUAGCAUUGCAGAGGACUGAACAAGAAGCUGAGCUGGCUUAUGAGCAAUUGCUGGUGCUAGACACUAAUCUAUUCCUUGGUGCAUUUGCCUCCCAUGAUCGGCAUAGAGACAUGCGGAUGGAUAUUGACAAUAUGUCCUAUGAGGAAUUAUUGGCAUUAGAAGAGAGAAUAGGUUCUGUAAGCACAGCCCUUUCUGAUGAGCAGUUCGCGAAAUGCCUAAGAAGAAGCAUAUAUUGUCCAGUUGCUACAGGAGUACAUAAAUCAGUCAUAGAUGACAUGAAAUGCAGCAUAUGCCAGGAAGAGUACAAGGAGGGUGAAGAAGUUGGGCGGUUGCCAUGCGAACACCGGUACCAUGUGUGCUGCAUCGGCCAGUGGCUUAGGCAGAAGAAUUGGUGUCCAGUGUGUAAAGCGUCGGCAGUACCUUCUAUGGGGUAAUCCAAGGUGUUCAAGCUUGUAAAUUACCAGUAUGUGUCUCGAGUCCAUGCAUGACUGUUCAUCAGUUCAUGUGAACUUGUAAAUAACAUGGGCCAUGUCCGCUCAGGUUUCUGGACAUCCAUAUUCAGAUUCCUUGUGCCCUGCCUGAGAGGCUCCAUAUUCAGGCAGCCCAUGUCACUUGUUCCCUUGAUUGAAGCUUUUCUGUUAGUCUUGCU